This is a messenger RNA of Dimorphilus gyrociliatus, 2167 nucleotides long. The record is from the annotation of a GenBank genome assembly. NCBI's taxonomy places the organism in Eukaryota, Metazoa, Annelida, Polychaeta, Dinophilidae.
GAUGAAUGAUUCGGUUAAAGAACUUUUUGCAAAUACACUUGGGGGUGUUGCAGGAGGUACUGCAUGCGUGUAUGUUGGACAACCAUUAGAUACCGUCAAGGUUAAACUGCAAACUCGUCCCGACAUCUAUAAGAAUGCUGUAGAUUGUUUCUUUAAAACAUUCAGAGAAGAAGGAAUUUAUAGAGGAUUAUAUGCUGGUUCAAUACCAGCUCUCCUUGCACAGGUAGCUGAAAAUGCAGCACUAUUUGCAGCAUAUGGUGUUUUGCGUAAAGUUGCUGUAGCCUUAACAAGUUGUAAAAAGGAAAGUGAUCUAGGAGUGCUUAGUAAUGCUUUUUGCGGAGCAGGAGCUGGCGUUGUGUCAAGCAUUGCUCUCUGCCCAACUGAACUGGUAAAGUGCAGAUUACAGGCCACCCAGUCAAACUUAGGACCGUAUGAAGUAACAAAAAGUAUUCUCAAAGUUGAUGGAAUUUCUGGUCUGUUCAGAGGUAUGAUCCCUACUUUGGCUAGAGAGGUUCCUGGCUACUUUUUCUUCUUUGGAGGGUACGAAUUUUCGAAAUAUUUCUUCAAUUGUGAUCCUAAUAAAAGUAAUGCUCUUUGCUCAAUUGUUUGUGGGGGAAUAGGAGGAGUUUCUCUUUGGAUAGCAGUUUUUCCUACUGAUGUUAUAAAGUCUAGAGUACAGGUGGAUACCAGUUUAAACAGAGGUUUCUUAUCAACUGGAAUAGAGAUAGCUAAAACAGAAGGAUUUCGAUCUUUAUAUAAAGGAAUGCGCAAUACGUACGUUCUGAUUAUGCUUAAACUUCUUUUAAUUCUAAUUAUUUUUGGAUUUGGAAAAGCUGAGAGAACUCUAAUUUUCAUCAGAGCCCAAACGCUACCGGGAGAGAAUGUGUUUAUUAGAGGAGGACUGACAGACUCAAGUUGUCUUGAAAAUAAAAAACAAUGUAAAAUUCCAAUCAGACACAAUAUUCGACCAGCAAAUACCGAAUCAUCUUAUAGUAAAUGGUCUGAAGGUGAUUUAUAUCUUGACUGGGAUGGAUCUGAAGAAGGCCAGGGUCUUUUUCAAGGUCAAGAGGCUGGUGGAACACCAAUGAUGUGGACAACAAAUCAACAAGACUAUCCUCGAGUCAUUGAAAUUGAUGGAAGUGGAUAUUCAACAUUUAAUCGAUUUUCUUCACAUUAUUGGUUCGUUGACUUGGAAAUUGACUGUAGUUUAACAAGCAAUGGAUGGUUUGAUCUAAAGGCGUACAUAACACCUGAUAGAAACUGGGAAUCAGAUAUAAAUCAAUAUCAGAAGUGUGCUUCAUCUCAUGGAAACUUUUGGAAGCCACAUUCGAUGGGGAAUCAUGUAGCUGUUUGUGGUCAAAUGAAUGUUUUCAUAUUAAAUCAAAAUGAAUCCAAAUGCGGAAAGAGAAACAUGUUUACGGAAGUUAAUAAAGAUUUUUCUAUACCCCGCAUUGUUGGUGGAAAACCAGCACCUAUAGGUAGAUGGCCAUGGCAAGGUGUUCUUCAGUAUGGACAAACAAUAGGCGGGUGUGGUGCAGUUCUUUUAAGUCCUUAUUGGGCAAUAACAGCGGCUCAUUGCCUUCAACCCUGGGAUAUUAAUUUAGUUAAAAUUAGAUUCGGAGAGAUGAACUUACUAGCUACUCAAGGGACAGAGCAAGUUAUGAGUUUAUCCCAGAUUGUUCGGCAUCCCGGAUAUGGAAAUCCUGGAGCAGGUAAUCCAUACAAUGAUAACGAUGUGACCUUAUUACGUUUCGCUGAGCCUGUUAAAAUCAAUGAAAAGGUAAAUAGUGCUUGUUUGCCAUUUAAUUAUAAACUGGAUGAUUUUGUUGGUGAAGAUUGUUGGGCGACAGGAUUUGGAGCAACGAAGGGAACGUCAGAGAAGCAUAGAUUAAAUGAGAUAAAUGUUCCCGUUCAUAGUCACCAAUCUUGCAUUUCCAGCUGGGGUCUGGAAAGAAUAACCCAAAGACAAUUAUGUGUUGGUACACCAGCAUUAUCUGCCUGUGGGGGAGAUUCAGGUGGUCCACUUGUUUGCAAAAUGGGAGAUUCUUGGGUUCUUGCCGGCACAACUUCAUGGGGCGAUAGAACGUGUCAAGGAAAGCCCUCAGUUUAUAGUAGGAUAACAGAAUUUCUACCCUGGAUUCAAUUGGUAACAGGAAUUUCUAAAUAG